This is a messenger RNA of Varanus komodoensis (Komodo dragon), 1289 nucleotides long. RefSeq names its product zinc finger protein 775 (gene ZNF775). Gene Ontology annotation, biological process: regulation of transcription by RNA polymerase II. Gene Ontology annotation, cellular component: nucleus. Lineage: Eukaryota; Metazoa; Chordata; Lepidosauria; Squamata; Varanidae. The transcript is spliced from 3 exons. The coding region runs from base 1 to 1251 and encodes 416 amino acids. Gene Ontology annotation, molecular function: DNA-binding transcription factor activity, RNA polymerase II-specific; RNA polymerase II transcription regulatory region sequence-specific DNA binding. The record is from RefSeq and is a predicted model, not a curated record.
AUGGCGCGCCGGGGAGCCUUCGCGUGCCAGGAGUGCGGCAAGCGCUUUGCCUGGAGGUCCUCGCUGAACAUCCACGCGCGGACCCACACCGGGGAGAAGCCCUUCCCGUGCCGGGCGUGCGGGAGGCGCUUCAGCCAGAAGCCUAACCUGCUGUGCCACCUGCGCCACCACACGGGCGAGCGCCCCUUCCGCUGCCCCCGCUGCGAGCGGGGCUUCCGGCAGAAGCAGCACCUGCGCAAGCACCUGCGCAGCCACGCCCGGCCCCGGCCCGGCCCGCACGCCUGCCCCGACUGCCAGCGCGCCUUCGGCAGCAAGGCCGUGCUGCGGCUGCACCGCCGGCUGCACGCCCGGCCCCGGCAGCGCGUCCUCCGCGAGCUCAGGCAGGCCUGCGGGGAGCCGGUGGCGCGCCAGCGGGAGGAGGGCCGGGCCGGGCAGGGCCGGGCGGCGCGGCCCCGGGGGCGCCGGCGGGGCGUGAAGAAGUUCAUCUGCAGCGAGUGCGGGAAGGGCUUCACCUGGUGGUCCUCGCUCAGCAUCCACCAGCGCAUCCACACGGGCGAGCGGCCCUUCGGCUGCCCCGACUGCGGCAGGGGCUUCACCCAGAAGCCCAACCUGCUACGCCACCUGCGCUACCACCGCGGCGAGCGGCCCCACGCCUGCCCCGACUGCGGCAGGGGCUUUACGCAGAAGCAGCACCUGCUCAAGCACCGGCGCACCCACCUGGCCGAGAGGGGCUUCCGGUGCCACGCCUGCGGGCGGACCUUCCCCUCCAAGGGGGCGCUCACGCUGCACCAGCGCGCCGGCCACACAGGGGCCGAGCUCCCGGCGGGGGAGAGGGGCCGCCCCUGCCUCGGCCCGCCGCCAGGCCUCGCGGCGGAGGCAGACCCCUGGCGCCCCGGCGGGCCGGACCCCUUCCCGCACCCCGAUCUCGGCCCACAGAGCGACAUGGACGGGCAGCCGAAGCAGUACAUCUGCAGCGAGUGCGGGAAGGGCUUCGUCUCCUGGUCGGCGCUCACCAUCCACCGGCGCAUCCACACGGGCGAGCGGCCCUACCAGUGCGGCGAGUGCGGGAAGCGCUUCAGCCAGAAGCCCAACCUGCUGCGGCACCAGCGCCACCACACGGGCGAGAAGCCCUACCCCUGCCCGGCCUGCGGGAAGUCCUUCGUGCAGAAGCACCACCUGACCAAGCACCAGCGGGUGCACCGCAAGGGCCCCCCGCAGGGCUCGGCGCUGGUGGUGAAAAUGGAGGCGUGACCGGCCGGCCGACGUGGCCUGAGGUGCGGGGCUCGCCC